UAAAAUUAGAACACAAUUGACAGAUUGAAUUGUUGACGGUAGCGCCAUCAACGACAUUCAACCAAACCUCGCCAUCGAAUGUGGAAAAACAUCUUCGACGUACGCAUUCUUUCCGGCUGUCACUGCAAAAGAUAAAUAGCGAAGAUGGCUGUACGUUAUCAAAUUGCUGUUGGUCUUACCAAAGGCUUUAAAACCACCAAACUUCGUCGUGUUACCUACAAAGGUGACAAAAAAGUGAAGGGUCUUAAAGGAACAAACGUUAAAAAUAUCCAAACCAAACACACCAAAUUCGUUCGUGAUUUGGUCCGUGAAGUCGUUGGACACGCUCCAUAUGAAAAGAGAUGCAUGGAAUUGUUGAAAAUUUCAAAGGAUAAGCGUGCAUUGAAAUUCUGCAAAGCUCGUUUGGGCACACACAUCCGUGGAAAGAGAAAGCGUGAAGAAUUGUCCAACAUCUUGACACAAAUGCGUAAAGCCGGCCAUGCCAAGUAAACGCCAAACAUGCAUCCAACAUCUGAUUGCGGCAAACAAUUCACAAUUAACAACUGUUUUCAUAUAAUCGACC
Molecule: messenger RNA, 562 nt
Organism: Contarinia nasturtii (swede midge)
Lineage: Eukaryota; Metazoa; Arthropoda; Insecta; Diptera; Cecidomyiidae
Gene: RpL36
Product: 60S ribosomal protein L36
Exons: 3
Coding region: 145-489 (114 amino acids)
Biological process (GO): cytoplasmic translation
Cellular component (GO): cytosolic large ribosomal subunit; ribosome
Molecular function (GO): structural constituent of ribosome
Source: RefSeq, a predicted model, not a curated record